GUAGCGUCAUCAUAAUCAUCAUCGUCAUCACUACCACCACCACCAUCAUCAUCAUCUGCCUGGACAAUUGUGGGCCAGCCGCCACCGUUUCGGCUGCAUCCAGGCGACCCCGGAGGUCCAGGGCUGCUGGAAGGCGCCGGACGCGUUGUACCACGAGCGGCUGGGGCAUGGCCGACGAGUGGGGAAACAGUGAUGAUAGCCACCGGGAACAGCGGAAGCGACCGGCAGAGGACGGCACAGGCGGUCAGAGCGAGGCCAAGGUGCCCAGGCUCCUCAGCGAGGACGAGAAGGGCGAGGACAACUUGGGGACGCCUCCGGAACAAGAGCGAGCCGACCCAGGCACCAAGCGGAGCAACGACACCGACAGAGGCGACAAACAGGCAGGCAAAGCGGACGCAUUGAACGGCGAGAGGGAUCCCAAGGUGCGAAGGGUCGCCGGCGAGAGCGAGGAGGACAAGGACGCCAAGAACAGCGAGACAGCCAAGGAGAGUGACGAAACCGAUAGUGAGGACACUGACAACGAGGACACCGACAGAAAGGACACUGAGAACAAGAACAAUGACGAAAAGAAAGACAGCAAGGACACCGACAGAAAGGACACGGAGAGCAAGCACGCCGACAGCAACGCUGAACAGUCUACAGACGAGACGGACGGAGAGAGUGAGCCCAAGAAGCGCAAGGUGGCCGACGAGAACGGAGAUGACCAGGGUACCGAGGAGGAUGCCGACAGCGCCGAGAAAGCUGCAGAAACGGAGCGCGGCGAGGAGGAAGACGCCGAGAAGCAGGAGGGAGGCGAGGAGGAGAACAACGACGCUGCGGGGAAGGAGAGCGAGGAAGGAGACGACGAGGACGACUACAACCCUUUCACGAACGUCGUUCUCGUCAUGGAAAAAGACGAAAACGGCGAGUGGCGCUUGGUCGACGUGUUGAUCGAUGGCGAUGCGGAGGAAGAGGAGGAAGAGAAGACUGAAGACGAGGCUGAAGACGACACCGAGGACGACACGGAGGAAGACGAGCUGGUAGCUGCGUUUGCGGCGUUGUUUGACGACAAACAGGAGGCGAAAGUGCAAGCGGACCAAAUUGCGUCGCAAGAAGAUGGCCGGCAGAGUUUGAGAGAGGGAGCGGACGCCGAGGGCGAGAACAAGAAAGAGGGCGGCUUGAAGACGAAGGACGAGACGCGCGAAGACGAGAACAACGCGGCGGCCGAGGAGCGGGUGAACGGCGGGAUAGACGUUGAGGAGCACGCCAAAGUUGAGGAGGACGACGGGGAAGAUCCCGUCACCCUACACGUGAGUUUCAACAAGCAGAGCUACGACAUCAAGCUGCCCCUGUCGGCCAAGAUGUCCCGGCUCAAGGUAGCGGUAAUGGAGAAAACCGGAAUCGAGCCGCCAAUGCAGAAGCUUUGCUUUAAAGGCGCGGCCCAAGCGGACGACAACAAGAGCCUCCGGGACUCUGGACUCUCGGAUAACUCGAAGAUAUUGCUGGUGGGCUCGACCGUGAGGGAUCUUGACGCCGUGCUGCCUCCCAAGCCCCAGAAGAGUUCGCAAACCAGCCCAUUACUCAAGAGAGAGCCCUUCUGCAAACAGGCGAGACACAAGGCGAUAAUCGACGAUGGAGUUCCGGAUGACGCCUAUCCCGGUAUCGCCAAUUUUCACGAUAACCUUCCAAACGGGCCGAUCACUGGAAUGCUGAACAGUCAAAAGCAAAAGGUCCGGCUCACGUUGAGGCUCGCAGAGGAUCAGUUCUGGAUCAGCACAAAAGAGACGACAGAGAAGUAUUCCAUGAGCAAAGCCUUGGCCGUGGUCAGCCAACCCAUCGAGGGUCACGAAGAAUAUCACAUAAUGUUGGCCUUUAAUCUCCAGCAGCCUGCGGAUAUUAGCUGUGAGGGUAAGAGUCGUGCCCGCUUUUAUGUUCAUUCACGUCAAUUGGCAUCGAACUUUUCGAAGGCGCUUUCUGAUUGAGGUUAUAGAUGCGAACGAAUUGUGCUGACUGCUUAAAGCUACUUCGUAGCCAUAGCCAUAGGCGAAAAAGAACCACAUGUAAUGCAGAUGCGCAUUUAGAGCUAUAUGAGUUUUUCAGGCUGCAGCACGAGAUCAGUGAGUAAAAAGCUUGGCACAGGACAGGCCAAGAUGUAUGCAGCGAAAGACAACCAGGGUAAUAUGUCAUCAGCAAUUUCGUUUAUAUAGCAAAAGCAGCAGGAAUAUUCUAUAGCGACCUGUACAGUACCUCAGCCAUGCAACCUUGUAACCUUCCUUGUAAGCAGGGAAGACUAGUACACAGAGACUAGUCCUAUAACUAGCGAUGGAGUCAGAAUGGCUUUGCAAGACAUGUCCCGAGAGAACGCGGCCGGAGAAGAUGAA
Molecule: messenger RNA, 2360 nt
Organism: Dermacentor andersoni
Lineage: Eukaryota; Metazoa; Arthropoda; Arachnida; Ixodida; Ixodidae
Molecular function (GO): cadherin binding; RNA binding
Source: RefSeq, a predicted model, not a curated record